UGGAAAGGGUUAGAUCGCGUUAUUCUCGAACCGUUGUUUCUAUGUGCUGUCUCCGUUGUAUGGGGGUGUGAGGUACUUCAUUCCCACAGGAAAACCACCAUUUCCCGUCGUGGAUUCGUUUCCCAUAUUUAGAAAAAUAAUUCGUUUGUGUGGUGUAGUGUGUGUGUGUGCGUGUGUAUGCGUAAAGCACGGAUAGGGCGCCAGACGGUGGCCCCGAAAUGAUCUUUUUUCCCUACUUUUUCUUUGCUGUGGGGAACAGUUAAUCGAAGAGGAAAAUUUAACCGACGCUUGGCUCCCGGCCAGUCUCUAGUGUGUGUUUGUGUGCGUGUGUGUAAAGUGUGUAUGUGCGUUUGUUGAGUAGAUCGUGUCCCAUUAAUGGGCGAUUAAAUUUAAAGUGAAACGAGCGAGCCUCCGGACUGUGCAAAAGAAUCAUUGGUUCCAUCGAAAGUAUUGAUUUUUCUCCCUUUUGCUUGGGGGAGAAUUUUCUGCUGGGAGUCAGAAAUUUUUCACACUCGCCUGUGUCGCGAGCGAAUGUGUUUGAUAGUUGGCAAAAGUGAGAUGGAAAAUGCGAAAGAGAACAAAACACACGAACGGUGUACAAGAGAGAGCGAGCGAGCAGUGCUUUUCUUUUUCCCGUCAUUUGUGAUGAGAAAGAGACGGAAUGUGCUGAGCAUGAGCAGGGUAGCUACUGCAUAAAGUGAGUUUUUCCGGUAGGGUGUGUGGCGCGAUAGUGUGCGUGUGGCUCGCCAGCAAGAACGAAACGGAACAGAGCGUAAAGGGAAGAAAAACACACAACGAACAAGGAAAAUUUCUGUGGUGUGCGCGGGGUGGUAUCAUCUUCGCUGGCGAGAAGAUUUUUCCUUGGCCAAAAUCGAGCGUCAACGCCAAAGAUUGGAGUGCUGCGUGCGCUUGCGUUUAAUUCACUGCGUGUGGAAGUUGGCCGUGUGUGGUGUUUGUGAAUGUGUCCGAUGUGUUUGGAGAAAAAGGGAAAAUCGGUAGGAAAUUUAUGAUAUAAAAACUGUAAUACUGAACGUGCACUAGUGAAGAAAGAAGAAACUACAUAAAACUCCCCUUUUAUCUAAGCGAGGAAGGAAGGAAGAAAAUAGUGACUAUUUCCUUUUCCAUUGCUUCCUAAUAAUGACGACUGACAUUUCCGUAGUACGAUGGGACCCUAGCCAGGGUCCUGGAAAUGAAUUUAUCGAAGAUAUCGAAUACGACGGAGGAAACUCCAGUUCCCGUUUAUUCGAACGAUCACGCAUCAAGGCGUUAGCAGAGGAACGUGAAAGUGUUCAAAAAAAGACAUUCACAAAAUGGGUCAACUCGCACCUUGUUCGGGUGAACAGUCCGAUCAAAGACCUGUAUGUCGAUAUGCGGGAUGGCAAAAACUUGAUCAAGCUGCUAGAGGUACUCUCGGGUGAGCGAUUGCCACGGCCAACGAAGGGCAAGAUGCGUAUCCACUGUCUGGAAAAUGUGGACAAAGCGCUGCAAUUUUUGCGUGAACAGCGUGUCCAUUUGGAAAAUAUCGGUUCGCACGAUAUUGUCGAUGGUAACGCUAGUUUGAACCUGGGCUUGAUCUGGACAAUCAUUCUGCGCUUCCAGAUUCAAGAUAUUACUAUAGAAGAAACGGACAACAAAGAGACCAAAUCUGCCAAGGAUGCGUUGCUGCUGUGGUGUCAAAUGAAAACUGCCGGUUAUCAUAAUGUAAACGUGCGCAACUUUACCACCUCGUGGCGUGACGGAUUGGCGUUCAAUGCAAUUAUACACAAGCACCGGCCGGACUUGAUACAGUUCGACAAGCUGUCGAAAACAAAUCCGAUCCAGAACUUGAACAAUGCAUUCAACGUCGCGGAAGAGAAGCUUGGCCUGACGAAGCUGCUCGACGCGGAAGACAUCUUCGUCGAUCAUCCGGACGAAAAGUCAAUCAUUACGUACGUCGUGACGUACUAUCACUACUUCAGCAAGCUGAAGCAGGAAACGGUACAGGGCAAGCGUAUUGGCAAGGUGGUCGGUAUUGCGAUGGACAACGAUCGCAUGAUCAACGAGUACGAAUCGUUGACGAGCGAGCUGCUGAAAUGGAUUGAAGUGACGAUCGUGCAGUUGGGCGAUCGGCAUUUUGUCAACUCGCUCGUAGGCGUACAGCAACAGCUGGCACAGUUCUCCAACUAUCGCACGGUCGAAAAGCCGCCGAAGUUUGUCGAGAAGGGCAACCUCGAGGUGCUACUGUUCACGCUCCAGUCAAAGAUGAGAGCAAACAAUCAAAAACCGUACACGCCCAAGGAGGGUAAGAUGAUUUCAGAUAUCAACAAGGCCUGGGAACGUUUGGAAAAGGCUGAGCACGAGCGUGAACUGGCGUUGCGCGAGGAGUUGAUCCGCCAGGAGAAGCUAGAGCAGCUUGCAGCCCGCUUCAACCGCAAAGCUACGAUGCGUGAAACCUGGCUGUCCGAGAACCAGCGUCUGGUUAGCACGGAUAACUUUGGCUUUGAUUUGGCUGCAGUCGAAGCAGCCGCCAAAAAGCAUGAAGCUAUCGAAACGGACAUCUUUGCGUACGAGGAGCGAGUGCAAGCUGUGGUUGCAGUUUGCAACGAGCUGGAAGCCGAAAAGUAUCACGAUAUUGAGCGCAUUGCUGCCCGCAAGGAUAAUGUGCUGCGUCUGUGGAACUACCUGAUCGAGCUGCUCCGUGCUCGACGCAUGCGCCUCGAGUUCUCCAUUCAGCUACAGCAGAACUUCCAGGAGAUGAUCUACAUUCUGGACUCGAUGGAGGAGAUCAAGCAACGUUUGCUGACGGACGAUUACGGCAAACAUCUGAUGGGUGUAGAGGACUUGCUGCAGAAGCAUUCGCUCGUCGAGGCGGACAUCAACGUGCUUGGUGAUCGUGUGAAACAAGUUGUACAAAAUUCGCAGAAGUUCUUGGUGGACGAGGAGGAUAACUACAAACCGUGCGACCCAUCGAUCAUCGUCGAUCGCGUCCAGCGUCUGGAGGAUGCGUACGCCGAACUGUGCAAGCUCGCUGUCGAACGUCGCUCCCGGUUGGAGGAGAACCGCAAGCUGUGGCAGUUCUACUGGGACAUGGCUGAUGAGGAGAACUGGAUCAAGGAGAAGGAGCAGAUUGUGUCGGCAGAUGAGAUUGGUCACGAUUUGACGACGGUUAACUUGCUGUUGUCGAAACACAAGGCGCUCGAAUCGGAGAUACAGUCGCACGAACCGCAACUGACGGCCGUCAGCGAGGUUGGAGAUGAGCUGGUGCGCCGUGGUCACUUCGGUGCAGAUCGUAUCGAUGAGCGUUUGAAGGAAAUCAUGGCUAUGUGGAGCAAUUUGCGCCAGCUGACAGACAACCGUCGCAAGCGGCUAGAAGAUGCGGUAGAUUACUUCCAGCUGUUUGCCGACGCAGAUGACAUCGAUAACUGGAUGUUGGACGCUUUGCGGCUGGUAUCGUCCGAGGAUGUGGGUCGCGAUGAAGCAAAUGUGCAGAGUUUGCUUAAGAAGCACAAGGACGUUGCGGACGAGCUGAAGAACUACGCCGAAACGAUCGAACAGCUGCAUGCUCAGGCCGAUCGCUUGACGCUUAACCCUCCGGAACAGGAGAAGGUACGCGAGCGUCUCGCUGCGAUCGAUGCCCGCUACAAGGAGCUGAUGGAGUUGGCCAAGCUGCGCAAACAGCGACUGCUGGAUGCUCUCAGCCUGUACAAGCUGAUUUCCGAAAGCGACGGUGUCGAGCAAUGGAUCGGAGAAAAGGAACGCAUGUUGCAGACAAUGGUCCCGGGCAAAGACAUCGAAGAUGUGGAAAUCAUGAAGCAUCGUUACGACGGAUUCGACAAAGAAAUGAACGCCAAUGCGUCUCGCGUCGCUGUAGUGAACCAGCUUGCCCGACAGCUGUUGCAUGUGGAGCAUCCAAAUUCACAGGAAAUUCUAGAGAAACAGAACCACCUGAACAACUCCUGGUCGAAGUUGCGCGAGCAAGCGGAAAGCAAGCGCGACGAUCUGAAAUCGGCUCACGGUGUGCAGACGUUCUACAUCGAAUGUCGCGAAACGGUGUCGUGGAUCGAGGACAAGAAGCGCAUCCUCACCGAGACGGACAGUCUACAGAUGGAUUUGACCGGUGUGAUGACGCUGCAGCGCCGUCUGAGCGGUAUGGAACGCGAUUUGGCCGCUAUCCAGGCGAAGCUGACGGCGCUCGAGAACGAAGCCGACGCAAUCGAGGGUGAACAUCCGGAGGAGGCCGCAUUGAUCCGCGAGCGUGUGGCACAGAUUCAAACCAUCUGGGAACAACUGACCCAGAUGCUGAAGGAGCGCGAUUCCAAGCUGGAGGAGGCUGGCGAUUUGCACCGUUUCCUACGCGAUCUGGAUCACUUCCAGGCAUGGUUGACCAAGACACAGACGGAUGUCGCUUCCGAGGAUACGCCAACAUCGCUGCCCGAGGCUGAGAAACUGCUCAACCAGCAUCAGAGCAUCCGCGAAGAAAUCGACAACUACACCGAGGACUACAAGAAGAUGAUGGAGUACGGCGAGGGUCUCACGUCGGAGCCAACGCAAACCGAGGACCCGCAGUACAUGUUCUUGCGCGAGCGUCUGAAGGCGCUGAAGGAUGGCUGGGAGGAACUGCACCAGAUGUGGGAAAAUCGUCAGGUGUUGCUUUCCCAAGGUUUGGAUCAGCAACUGUUCAACCGCGAUGCCCGCCAGGCCGAGGUACUGCUCAGCCAACAGGAGCAUGUGCUUAGCAAGGAUGAUACCCCGGUCAAUCUGGAACAGGCCGAAAAUCAGCUGAAACGUCACGAAGCGUUCCUCACGACAAUGGAAGCUAACGAUGAGAAGUUCAAUACGAUCGUCCAGGUUGCGGGUCAGAUGACGAGCAAGGAUCAUUUCGACGCAGACAAGAUCACGAAGCGUGCCGAAAGCAUUGCACACCGGCGUGACGAUAACCGUAACCGUGCGCUGGAACUGCACGAGAAGCUAAAGAACCAGGUGAAACUGCACGAGUUCUUGCAGGAUAUUGAAGAGCUGACGGAGUGGGUGCAGGAGAAGUACAUCACCGCACAGGACGACACUUAUCGCAGCGCCAAGACGGUGCACUCGAAAUGGACCCGACAUCAGGCGUUUGAGGCAGAAAUUGCCGCUAACAAGGAGCGUCUGCAUGAGGCGAAGAAGGCCGCUCAGGAGCUCAUGGUGGAGAAGCCGGAGUUCAAGGAAAUUAUCGAACCGAAGCUGACGGAUCUGUCGAAGAACUUCGACGAGCUGGAAACCAGUACCAAGGAAAAGGGUGCCCUUCUGUUCGAUGCCAAGCGUGAAGUGAUUGUGCAGCAGAGCGUCGACGAUAUCGAUUCGUGGAUGGACGACCUAGAGAAGCAGAUCAUCAACACAGACACUGGCAACGAUCUAACCUCGGUGAACAUUCUCAUGCAGAAGCAACAGAUCAUCCAAACACAGAUGGCCGUGAAGGCUCGCCAGGUGGAGGAGCUUGACAAACAGACGGAGGUACUGACGAAGACUGCCCCGUCCGAUGUGGUCGAACCGAUCGUGGAGAAGAAGACGGCAGUAAAUGCACGUUUCGAAAAGAUCAAGGCACCACUGUUGGAACGCCAACGGCAGCUAGAAAAGAAGAAGGAAGCGUUCCAGUUCCGCCGAGAUGUCGAGGACGAAAAGUUGUGGAUCGACGAGAAGAUGCCGCUGGCCGAAUCGACCGAAUAUGGCAACUCGCUGUUCAAUGUGCAUGUGCUGAAGAAGAAGCACCAGUCGCUGAAUACGGAAAUCGACAACCACGAGCCACGCAUCAUGACGAUCUGCAACAAUGGUCAGAAGCUGAUCGACGAAGGUCACGAAGAUGCGGGCUCUUACGCCGAUCUGAUCAGCCAGCUGACGCAGAAGUGGCAGGAGCUGAAGGAUGCGGUCGAAAACCGUCACCGCCAGCUGGACCAGUCGGAGAAGGUGCAGCAAUACUUCUUCGAUGCGGCUGAAGCGGAAUCGUGGAUGAGCGAACAGGAGCUGUACAUGAUGGUGGAGGAUCGUGGCAAGGACGAAACAUCGGCCCAGAAUCUGAUGAAGAAGCAUGAAAGUCUGGAACAAUCGGUGGAAGACUAUGCCGACACUAUUCGCCAGCUGGGUGAAACCGCACGUCAGCUAACGACCGAACAGCACGCGUACAGCGAUCAGGUAUCGGUGAAACAGUCGCAGCUGGACAAACUGUACGCUGGUUUGAAGGAUCUGGCAGGCGAACGUCGUGCCCGUUUGGAUGAGGCCCUGCAGCUGUUCAUGUUGAGCCGUGAGGUAGAUGAUCUGGAACAGUGGAUUACCGACCGUGAAGUGGUUGCAGGUUCGCACGAGCUUGGACAAGACUACGAUCACAUUACGCUGCUGUGGGAACGCUUCAACGAGUUCGCCCAGGAUACGGCCACCGUUGGCAGUGAGCGCGUCGCUAAGGCAAACGGUAUUGCUGACGAUCUUAUCCAUGCCGGCCACUCGGACAGUGCUACGAUCGCCGAAUGGAAGGACGGUUUGAAUGAGUCCUGGCAGGAUCUGCUGGAGUUGAUCGAAACACGCAAGGCGAUGUUGGCCGCUUCGCGCGAACUGCACAAAUUCUUCCACGACUGCAAGGACGUGCUGGGACGCAUUAACGAGAAGCAGCAUGGCGUUUCGGAGGAGCUGGGCCGUGAUGCGGGUGUCGUGUCGGCCCUGCAGCGCAAGCACCAGAACUUCAUCCAAGACCUGAUGACGCUACACGCGCAGGUGCAACAGAUUCAGGAAGAGUCGGCCAAACUGCAGGCGGCGUACGCCGGUGAGAAGGCACGGGAAAUUACGAACCGCGAACACGAAGUGCUAAAUGCGUGGGCCCAUCUGCAAGCGAUGUGCGAUGAGCGUCGUGGCAAGCUUGCCGACACCGGUGAUCUGUUCAAGUUCUUCAACAUGGUCCGCACGCUGAUGCUGUGGAUGGAGGACGUUGUGCGGCAGAUGAACACGUCGGAGAAGCCGCGCGACGUAUCGGGCGUCGAACUGCUCAUGAACAACCACCAAAGCCUGAAGGCGGAAAUUGAUACGCGCGAGGAUAACUUCAGCGCCUGUCUGGCGUUGGGCAAGGAACUGCUGUCCCGUAAUCACUACGCAUCGGCUGACAUUAAGGAUCGAUUGUUGCAGCUCACAAACAGCCGAAAUGCACUGCUACAUCGAUGGGAAGAGCGUUGGGAGAAUUUGCAGCUGAUUUUGGAAGUGUAUCAGUUCGCCCGCGAUGCUGCCGUCGCUGAGGCAUGGCUUAUCGCACAGGAACCGUAUCUGAUGUCAACCGAGCUGGGACACACUAUUGACGAGGUGGAGAAUCUAAUUAAGAAGCACGAAGCCUUCGAAAAAUCUGCCGCUGCCCAAGAGGAACGCUUUAGCGCAUUAGAGCGAUUGACAACGUUUGAGCUCAAAGAAAUGAAGCGUCGCCAGGAUGCAGCCGAGGAAGCAGAACGCCAGCGACUGGAAGCGGAAGCGGCCGCACGUGCCGCUGCCGAAGCAGAAGCCGAAGCAGCCCGACAGGCAGAAGCGGCCGCAGCGCGUGAUGCAGCCGAUGCACCAGGUUCACCACAUUCCACCCGCGAACAAGAGUCAGUUGCCGGUGAGACGUUCGUAUCGCGAAGGCAUUCCGGUACACCGAAGGAACGGUCCAGCAGUUCGGCAAGUGCAUCGGCCGGCGUUAAGGUCAGUCGACGGUCUCGCUCCAAAAGCCCGUUCCGGAGCUUCAGAUGGAAGCGUACCGCCUCGAAAGCGGACGAAGCGGCCUCCGAUGACGAAGAUCGUCCUAGUCCAGGUGGAGCAGAUGAAGGUGCACAGGAAGGAAUCCUUACACGCAAACACGAAUGGGAAUCGACUACGAAGAAGGCUUCGAACCGUUCCUGGGAUAAAGUCUAUUGUGUUGCCCGUAGCGGCCGGUUAACGUUCUUCAAGGAUCAACGAUCAGCAAAAUCGGUACCGGAGCAGACGUUCCGCGGUGAGCCACCGCUAGAGCUGAAGGGUGCUCAGAUCGAAAUCGCCAGCGAUUACACGAAGAAGAAGCACGUGUUCAGAAUCAAACUAUCGAAUGGCGGUGAAUUCCUGCUCCAGUGUCACGAUGAUUCCGAGAUGCAGCAAUGGGUAACGGCUUUGAAAGCACAAUGCGAGCUUGACGCUAGCGGCGAAGGUCGUUCGCUAACGCUGCCCGCUUCCUCUCAGAAGGAUGAACAGAAGAGACGGUCAUUCUUUACACUGAAGAAAAAUUAAGAAAAUUGCGAAAACAUACAUGAACUCGUUAAAAAAAAACAACAACAGAAAACCAGAACAAAAUACUACUACAACAUCAAGAAACAACUAAAUACAACCUACUACAG
Messenger RNA from Anopheles funestus (African malaria mosquito), 8330 nucleotides. It is a transcript of the gene beta-Spec, whose product is annotated as spectrin beta chain. The transcript has 11 exons. Gene Ontology annotation, cellular component: cell junction; cortical actin cytoskeleton; cell projection. The record is from RefSeq and is a predicted model, not a curated record. Gene Ontology annotation, molecular function: phospholipid binding; structural constituent of cytoskeleton; actin filament binding. The coding region runs from base 1138 to 8223 and encodes 2361 amino acids. Lineage: Eukaryota; Metazoa; Arthropoda; Insecta; Diptera; Culicidae. Gene Ontology annotation, biological process: actin cytoskeleton organization; neuron development.